This is a messenger RNA of Guyanagaster necrorhizus, 270 nucleotides long. RefSeq lists its product as uncharacterized. The transcript is spliced from 2 exons. The record is from RefSeq and is a predicted model, not a curated record. Bases 9 to 206 code for a protein of 65 amino acids. Lineage: Eukaryota; Fungi; Basidiomycota; Agaricomycetes; Agaricales; Physalacriaceae.
UCCACAUCAUGUCUGCUCAGGAAACCGCUACCAGAUUCGCCUCUCCUGAAUUCUCCUCCGUUGGUGGUGGACAGGUUGUUGGCCAAUCCAGGGGCACCGUCGCACCCAACGAAGCUUUGAAGCUUCGUUUGGACUUGAACCUCGAGGUUGAAAUCGCAAUCCAGGCCAAGGUCAAUGGCGAUAUCACCUUGUCGCUCCUUGAGUAAACGUCCCCCGUCGGUGCGUAGAAUAGAUUGGUAAUGCAGUUGUCCGGUUUAGGUGAGAUGGGGC